Molecule: messenger RNA, 645 nt
Organism: Camelina sativa (false flax)
Lineage: Eukaryota; Viridiplantae; Streptophyta; Magnoliopsida; Brassicales; Brassicaceae
Source: RefSeq, a predicted model, not a curated record
AUGACUGUAGCUCGAGAGAAACCCCUUGCAUGUGACCUGGAAGGGAAAUUAUAUGUAAUUGGAGGCUGCGCCGGUAAAAAACCUAAGAAUUUGGGUGAAGUUUUCGAUCCGAAGACUCAAAGUUGGGAACCUUUACCUGUCCCUAGCCCAGAGCUACGUUUUUCUUCAAUUAGAACAAUAGAGGCAAUGGAAGGAAAGCUUUACGUUAGAAGCAAUGAGAAGAAAGACUCUGUUUAUGAUCCAGAAACAGAUGAAUGGAAGGUUGCCCCAAAACCACUCUAUGUGGAGUGUGAGAUAGAUAAUGUAUGGUAUUGUUGUGAUCGAAAGCUGCGCUGCUCGUGGUAUGACACAAAUCGAGAAGAAUGGAGAGUGGUCAGAGGGUUAAAAAAGUUGAAUAAGUAUGGUAGUAUUACUGGUAUGCCUGGAAUAGCUGAGUACGGUGGAAAACUCUUAAUUCUAUGGGAGAAGAUUUCGUUUAAUCAGCUUGGAUACUCAUACAAGCACAUUUGGUGUGCGAUGAUUGCGCUGGAAAGACGUCAUGGAACUACAGUUGACGAGGUUUCGGGAAACAUUGAGUGGGCUAAUGAAGUGCAUACGGGUCCCAGCUCAUGUGUUUUCUUGCGUAGUGUACUAUAUGUGGUUUGA